This is a messenger RNA of Malaya genurostris, 441 nucleotides long. Its product is annotated as reactive oxygen species modulator 1. The transcript has 2 exons. Gene Ontology annotation, biological process: protein insertion into mitochondrial inner membrane; protein import into mitochondrial matrix. Bases 131 to 376 code for a protein of 81 amino acids. NCBI's taxonomy places the organism in Eukaryota, Metazoa, Arthropoda, Insecta, Diptera, Culicidae. The record is from RefSeq and is a predicted model, not a curated record. Gene Ontology annotation, cellular component: TIM23 mitochondrial import inner membrane translocase complex.
GAAACGUCAAAUCUAGCGAGAUUACGUGAUGCAGAAUAUCAGUCAAGAAGAGUUAUACGAAAUACAACGCGAAAUAAUAAUAGAGUAAUCGUAACAUCAUAUCAGAUUAAAAUUACACCCUAAUUUCAGAAUGCCAGUAGCACCCGGAAAUAUUUAUGGGCAAAAUCAGCAGCCUUCUUGCUUUGAUCGCAUGAAAACUGGAUUUGUCAUCGGUUUCUGUGUGGGAAUGGCUAGUGGUGCUUUGUUUGGUGGAUUUUCUGCUUUGAGAUACGGGCUACGCGGAAGAGAAUUGAUAAACAGUGUUGGAAAGGUGAUGGUUCAAGGCGGAGGUACUUUUGGAACAUUUAUGGCAAUUGGAACUGGCAUACGGUGUUAAAUUUCCAUUAAUGCUUUGUAACAGUUUAUCAGUACAGAGAAAAUAAAUGGCUUUUUGAAAACUGA